This is a messenger RNA of Penicillium crustosum, 903 nucleotides long. RefSeq names its product aromatic alcohol reductase. The record is from RefSeq and is a predicted model, not a curated record. The transcript is spliced from 3 exons. NCBI's taxonomy places the organism in Eukaryota, Fungi, Ascomycota, Eurotiomycetes, Eurotiales, Aspergillaceae. The coding region runs from base 1 to 903 and encodes 300 amino acids. Gene Ontology annotation, molecular function: oxidoreductase activity.
AUGGCAUCCUAUAUGAAGAACGUUGCAAUCAUUGGCGCUAGCGGUAGCAUCGGAAAGAUCAUUCUCGAUGGCCUUGUUGUAUCUUCCCAGUUCAAAAUUACUGUCAUCUCCCGCAAGGAGAGUGAGGCAACUUUCCCACCUGACGUGGCUGUUCUCAAGACCGACUACUCAGACAAAAGUCUUGAGGCUGCAUUCAAAGGCAAAGACGUCGUCAUUUCGGCGGUGGGUGCCACGGGAUUCGGAGAACAGAAGAAGUUUGUCGAUGCAGCCAUCCACGCAGGUGUCAAGCGUUUUAUCCCAUCUGAGUUCUCAGUCAACAGCCAGAACGAUGCUGUGUUACAAUUGCUGCCCUUGUUCAAACAGAAGAAGGAACUCAUCGAGUACCUCAAGAGUAAGGAGACCGAUGGGUUGUCCUGGACUGGUAUUGCUACUUCCGGCUUGUUUGACUGGGGUCUUGCAAAUGGAUUUUUGGAAUUUGACAUUGCCAGCCAUACGGCUACUAUCUGGGACGAGGGCAACAAGAGUUUCACCUUGACCAAUCAGAAGGCCCUCGGCGAGGCUGUUGCUUCUGUCCUGGUGCAUCCUGAUGAAACUAGAAAUCAGUUUCUAUUCGUCGCCUCGGUUGAAACCACUCAGAAGGACAUCCUUGUUGCUUUGGAGGAGGAGUCAGGGGUGAAAUGGACGGUGAAUAAGACUACCACCGACGUUCAAGUCACCGAGGCAGUCAAGAAACUUGCUGCUGGGGACUUUAGUGGUGCUUUUUCUCUGGUUCGAGCAACUGUCUAUGGCAACACUCCGGGUCUGCAUUCAAACUAUGCCAAAGAGGAGAAGCUGGGAAACGAUGUGUUGGGACUUCAAUUGGAAACCGUCAGCAAUGUCGUCAAGCAUGUGCUUAAUAAAUAG